UUCUUGGAGCCAAAGAUUAAAUAAAAUAAGCAGCUGGGACGGGGAGGAUUAUAUUAUUAAAACAUUGUUUGGAUUAUGAGACGAGAUCAGAACUAGACCUUGUUCUUUUUGACAAUAUCUAAACAUGGCUCCAAUUGAUAGGAGGAAACAGAAAACUUCAUCUAAAGAAGAGUCAGCCUAUGUGGAACCAUGGCGAAAUCUUCCAGAAAAGCUACUCAACUUUCUCAAAAAGCAACGGAGACGUUCAAAUUUAAUUGAAUCCAUAGGUCCUGCUGGUGUUACUAAAUCAUGGAGAUGCGCUUCCAAGAAAUGUAGUUCGAUUGCACAAUCACCAUGGCUUGAGCUUUCAAAUGAACCUCAAUACUAUUGCAAAACUUAGCAGCAUACCUUCAACCUCACGUUCGAAGAAUCUGGUUGCUAUUGGUGGCAUGGCAGAACAAGGCCACGUUAUGAUCCUUGGAAGCAUUUUCACUGCUACUCACCUUGGUCGAUUGUGGAUGGAGAAAGGAUACCUAUUGAUUACUGCUUUCUGAAUAGUUCCCGAGGAGGCUAUGGUUAUUGGGAUACUCCCCCAUCCGAUCGCAAAGAAUCAUUUUUAUUUCCUUAUUCCAAUUAUGGUUCGGACCGUUGUUGUUUCCCAACUUUUGUGGUUCAUCAGUUAGGACAAAACCAAAAUUGGAUGAAACAAGAACGUAAUCAAAAUGGCCUAAUUGAUCCGAAUGAUCCUAAGGGGAAACUGAUACAAUUCUGUAAUGCCAUUAUCUUUGAUAGGAAGUUUUAUGCACUAAGUUUGCAGGGUACCCUUGCAGUAAUAGAAGCGAGUCAUGAAUCUCAGUUUCAAGUCACGCGAUUAAGUAGAAAACAAGCCAUUCCUUCAAACUACUCAAAGUGGUUCGUUGAGUACUUUCUUGAGUCUAAUGGGGAAAUCUUGCUCAUUUUCUUGAUCUCAGAAAGAUCAGGCAGGAUAGUGGACAAAGUGGAAGUGUUCAAGCUGCAGAUUGAAGAUUUGUCAUUGUUAAAGCUGGACAGCCUUGGAGAUAGAACGUUAUUCGCGGGGAUUAAUUGCUGUAUGUCAGUGCCUGCAAGUCAAGUUGGCUGCAGAAACAACUGUGUCUAUUUUACUCAUCAUUCCAUUGAUGGUUGGAGAUUGUAUGAUAUGAGAAGUGGUUACAUUUCCCCUUGUUAUGAUGAUGCUGGUUCCGAGAUUAAAAACCCAACUUGGGAGGAGCCAAUAACCGGAAAAUCAUCAUGAGUACGACGAUGAAACACAUUUAUUUCUGAUUCAGGAUCUCAUGUAUGUUGUAUUAUCAUUCUAACAUGUCGUGUGAAAUUGGACAUAAAGUAUAACUUGUUGAAAACAACUCUUAUAUCGAGAAGAUCCGUUUGAUACCAUUGUUGGCUUUUUUUAAAAAGAUAUUCUUUUUGCAAUCCCUUCUUUUUACUUCAGUUACAAAAACUCGAAAAAACACCUCCUCAAAUUCAGGUUUGUGCUGUUCAAAAUCAUCACUACAUUCCCUUGUUGUUGCUGGUUCAAAGCGAAAAAUAUCAUGGAGAUGUUUGUUUUUUAUCAUGUGAUUUUUGUGAAACCGUAGCCUAAAAAUCUUCUUAUGUAAGUUACCUGUUUCAACCAUGAUCAGGUUCUAAUGGUGAUUUUUGUUCUGCCUAAAGUGAGAGUGCUUGUCUUAUCGUUAUCAUCCUCGAGAACUUUUGAAGCAUCCUGUUUGGUGACAUUACAUACUCUCGUUAUAUGCUCCAUUAUGCCAACUUUCAUAGCCUUUGUUCUUGACUAUUUUCCUGCUUCAUUUGAAAAUUUAUGUACGAUUUCCAUUUUCAAAGAUUACAGCAAGUGAUUCAAUGCUAGCAACAAUAACAAGUUCAUCAUCAUCUUUAUCUGGUUGUUUUAGAAGAUAAGGAAUCAAGCCUUGCCACUUUUUGAUACUAAUGCUCCAUCCAUCCAUCCAUGCCCGAAAGAAUGAGAGUCCAGUUUGAUAUUGCUGCAGCAACCACAUAUAAUUUCCAUGGAUUCUUAUCUCUCUAAAAAGUCUUUUCAAGCCACGAGAGGGACAACAGACAAGCACUCUAAUUGCGACAGAUAAUUUAGACUUUACUAGCAUUCGAGGAAGAAACACAAGUGAAUGAGUCAACAACUCGUCCACGAGCUUGAGUUUGCUGUUUGUUUUGUUAUGGAAUGUAGUUUGAUUCUUCAGGAUCUGUCCUUUAGGGGGAUACUUGGUGAAUGAGAAAUUGAUUUAUUCAUAAUUGAAAACCUUAGCAAAGUAGCCGGAGAACAUAAUGAUAUUUCUCAUUCAAUUGUUCAAGUAGCCCUGGAGAACAUAAUGAUUUUUCUUAGUAACAAUUCUUUUAUACACCCUGAUAAAUCUUUAUUCAUUUUACAAUGUAAACACAAAUUAGAUAUCUGCAACUGGAUCAUUACGCUCAUACAAGCUUCUUCAUAUAUUAGGAUCCAAUGGAACAAUAAUCAUAGUGGU
Molecule: messenger RNA, 2489 nt
Organism: Solanum lycopersicum (tomato)
Lineage: Eukaryota; Viridiplantae; Streptophyta; Magnoliopsida; Solanales; Solanaceae
Source: RefSeq, a predicted model, not a curated record